AGGACAAACGUCACUGCUCCUCCAGCUAUCCUCCCUUCUCUCUAACCACCACCACCAACUCCCUCCCCAGUUCUUCUUGUAAAGAUGUCUGCCGCCCAAAACUUCCAGCAGCACCCCAUGUACAUCCAAGCCCAAGGAAAGGCGCACUACUACCACAGCCAGCUCGAUAAAGAGCUCUCCAAGUACCCUGUGCUCAACUCGCUCGAGCAGCGCACGCAGAUCCCGAAGACCUACACUGCUAUCGGUGCUGCUGCCCUCCUCGUUGUACUCCACCUGGUCAAUCCCCUCGCCGCCUUUAUCUCCAACCUCAUUGGCUGGGCCCUCCCCGCGUACAUGUCAUUCAAGGCUCUGGAAACCCCCGGCCCGCAGGAUGAUGUCCAGUGGUUGACUUACUGGGUCGUGUUCGGCUUCUUCAACUUCCUUGAGAGCUUCGCUCUCAGGGCCGUCCUUUUCUACCUUCCCUGGUACUACACCUUCAAGACGCUGUUCGUACUCUGGCUCCAGCUGCCGGCCUUCCGGGGUGCGCAAACGACCUACUUGACCAUCUUGAAGCCCGUGCUUGCCAACCACCGCGUGUUGGCAACCACCACACCCACUACGACGGAGUAAGCGAGUUGAUUGUCACGUUCGGAUUUAUAGGUCAUAGACCAAACGGUCCUGUUUCGAACGAUUCUUUCUUCGCUGCUUUCUUUUCGUUGCUUCAUGAUUUGGCCUCACUUCAUGCCUGUUGAUUCAAUAUCUUAUCUCUCCCGUUGUUGAUGAUUCUUUUACGAGGUAUUCCGCGUAGUCACCUGCGCAGAGUGCAUGUAAACGUAACACGUAAAAUGUCUUGAUUGGCGCUGGAUGAGAGUCGACCGGAAAUUACGUCGCCAGGCCCCCGGACGCUCCCCCAGAACAUCUUCCGGAAUAGAGUAAAUUUAGGUCAAAAUUUCCUGUUUUCCCCUCCGGAAAAUAGAGUAAAACCAGCCCCAAAUGCCCACAUGUGCUCCAGAAAUAGGGUAAAAGUUGCGCAGAAUUGGGUGAAGCCUGACCGAUUUUGGAUUAUCACAUCCCCAAUCAACGUCCCUUUGACCCGCCUGGGGUGCCGAGAAUCCCAAGCCAUCACUUGGAGACUCAGACGGUAGAUAUGUAGAUACGGCCGAUUCGCGAUGAUAGACUGCACAGUACUUACAGAAAAUUGCGUGACCGGACGACGAGAAAGAGAGCCAAGGGCUCAGGGACACUAGACCAAAUAGAUUACAGCCCUAUGGAAGCGUAGGGAAAAAAACGAAUAACCUUGAAUAAUCCCUCCGGGAAUAGAGUAAAAGUCGCUCGAAACGCCGCAGAUUUUAGAGUAAAAGUGGCUGACUCAGCGGAGGAUGUUCUGGGGGAGCGUCCGGG
Molecule: messenger RNA, 1380 nt
Organism: Mycena citricolor
Lineage: Eukaryota; Fungi; Basidiomycota; Agaricomycetes; Agaricales; Mycenaceae
Source: the annotation of a GenBank genome assembly